This is a messenger RNA of Temnothorax curvispinosus, 4620 nucleotides long. Its product is annotated as protein strawberry notch-like. The transcript is spliced from 5 exons. The record is from RefSeq and is a predicted model, not a curated record. Gene Ontology annotation, molecular function: histone binding; chromatin DNA binding. Gene Ontology annotation, biological process: regulation of DNA-templated transcription. NCBI's taxonomy places the organism in Eukaryota, Metazoa, Arthropoda, Insecta, Hymenoptera, Formicidae. Bases 82 to 1812 code for a protein of 576 amino acids. Gene Ontology annotation, cellular component: nucleus.
UGGGAUAGGCGAAAGAAAAAGGGCAAGAAGCAGAAGAAACCCGCGAAGAAACGUUUGAGCACGCAGGAUAAAAUCCAGUCAAUGCUAGUGCAUAAACAAUCCAGCAACAAAAAUAAACGCAACGGCGACACGGCGAUCAGUGGGCCUAUGAGCGCCAUGGGCGGAGGUGUGCCUCACAAUCAGGCACCGCCUAGAGACUCUAUUGAAAGGGCUUGUAGCAUGAAGGAAGAAUUAUUAUCGGAAAUUGAAAUUCUUGGCGAACGAUUGCCGCCAAAUACGCUAGACCAAUUGAUAGACGAACUCGGCGGGCCAGAAAAUGUCGCGGAGAUGACAGGUAGAAAGGGUCGCGUUGUGCAAAGGGAAGAUGGUGGAAUAGAGUACGAGUCCAGGUCAGAGGUGGACGUUCCUUUAGAGACUCUUAACUUAACGGAAAAGCAGAGGUUUAUGGACGGAGAGAAGACCGUAGCGAUAAUCUCUGAAGCGGCCAGUAGUGGUAUAUCGUUACAAAGUGACAGACGAGCUAGAAAUCAAAUGCGACGUGUGCAUAUCACGCUCGAGUUGCCAUGGAGCGCGGACAGAGCGAUACAGCAGUUUGGACGAACGCAUCGAUCAAAUCAGGUCAACGCGCCGGAGUAUAUAUUUCUCAUAUCGGACCUGGCCGGGGAAAGGCGGUUCGCCUCGAUCGUCGCGAAGCGUUUGGAAAGUCUGGGUGCGUUAACGCACGGCGAUCGUCGCGCGACAGAGACCCGAGAUCUCUCGCAGUUCAAUAUCGACAACAAAUACGGUCGCUCAGCUUUGGAAGCGACGAUGAAGACUAUAAUGGGGUACGAGCCGCCGUUGGUACCACCCCCUCAGGAUUAUCACGGUGAUUUCUUCAAGGAUGUGGCGGACGCGCUAGUAGGCGUCGGUUUGAUUUGCAACAGCGAGAACACGCCUGGUGUGCUUACCCUCGACAAGGAUUACAACAAUAUGUCAAAGUUCCUGAAUCGUAUCCUCGGAAUGCCAGUCGAUCUGCAAAAUCGUCUGUUCAAAUACUUCACCGACACGCUCAACGCCAUUGUGACUCAGGCCAAGAAGACCGGUCGCUUUGACAUGGGAAUUCUUGAUCUAGGCACAUCAGGCGAGAACGUUCGUAGGGUGCGACUCUACCGUUUUCUGCGGAAGCACGCAACCGGCAAAGCACCAACGGAACUGCACGUAGUUCACGUCGAGCGCGGUAUGAGUUGGUCCGAAGUUUCAGACAAAUUCUCAGAGCUGACUGGAUCCAAGGAGGGUUUCUAUCUGAGUCAUCAGAUCCGUAAUGGCAAACAGACGGCCAUUCUCGCGGUUGCGGUAGACAGCGGCAAGAAAAAGUCCGAAAGCAAGAAGGAUCAGCUUUAUAUGGUGUACAGGCCCAAUACGGGUCUACAACUACGACAAGAGACUCUAGGCGAAUUAGAGAAGAAAUACAAGAAGGUGAGCGCAGACGAGGCGGAGCCGCACUGGACACAACAGUACGAGGCCUCCGUAAACACGUGUUCGCACGCGUAUUGGAGUGGCAACUGUAAAAACGCCACCAUCGGUAUAGACUGCGAAGUGGGACUAAGAAGACGUUCCUAUAAUGUAUUAGCCGGUUCAGUUCUAAGCGUUUGGAGCCGCGUGGAAAACGUACUCGCCGCACGAUCCGGGCAUAAUUCUAAGAUGCAAGUUAUACGGCUGCGUACGGAUGAAGGAUUGAAGAUUGUCGGGACGCUUAUCCCGAAAUCUUGCAUGGAGUCAUUGCGUCAAGCGCUCUCCUCUGACGCGGAGAAGACGGAGGAGCAGACGUUUUAAGCGCUGAGUCUCGUUUCAAGGGUAAGAUUAUCCUCCCCGAUAAUCUCCGCGAGUUACUAAAAUUACUUUACCAUUGUAGAGAUAUAAAUAGGACCAAGAGAGGCUCUUGACGUGACGUAACAUGCCGCGACUGUAGGAAGACCCCUUUUUUUCCUAAACCUUUCGUCCAUAUGCGAGAAGAGGAAUUAAUUAACGAGCGCAGCCGUGAUAGCGCGUAUAUUACUUGCCUGAAACCGUUGAGACGCGCUACCAAGUAGAUUGAAUCUGUUAAUCAGCGAACACGAGUAAACGCUUCCGAUUAACAAUCGACAAGGCUAAGAAACUUGCUGCUUAUUUCUUUGUCAUGUCUAUACAAUUGUUCGCGAGAAAUUUUAGCAUUCACCCGCCGCAUACCAAUGUAGAUUUCUAAGUAGAUCCUUUUGUCAUAUAUCCUUGUCACGCUGAUUAUAAUUAGAAGUUUAUUUUUUAUCUCGUCGCCAUUAAUCAUAUUUUCGCCCAGAGAUUCUAGCAGACGGAUGUAGCGUGUGGUACGUAGUUGAGUAUACAGACUCUAUUUGUCUCGAAUGUGUCGCGAGCGAGCGUAAUCGCAUAGAGAAACGACAGAGCACGUAUUUUCCUUGAGGAAACGCGGAGUAUAAUUGAUUAAUAGUCCAUACGACUUAGAAACACUUUCAGUUUUAAGCUAGCUCGUAGCGCUAACGUCCGAAGAGCAUCGACUAUUCACCGUGAUAGUGCCAGUAAAUCCAUUUAAACGUGAUAAUUGCCGAAGGAACAGAUUAAUUGAGAAUAGCAAGACGAUCGGUGCAAUCGAUCCUCUUCGGAAAGUAAUAGAGGUAUACGCGACAGCUUUGAUUUUUGUUUAAUCGAUCGACAAUUAAAGAGAUGCUAACAGACACACCACACACACACAUGGACACACGCAUAUACACUACUGCUACUGUUACUAUACUGCUACUAUACCAUUAUUACUAUAAAUUACUACAGCUAUAUAUUAAUACUAGUGCUCUACCGUUACAAAACUAUCAUUAAUAUUAUCUAGAUCUGGAGAGACGAGGUAAUCACAUGGGUAUCGCGGAUGUGCUUUUUCCGAUUCCACCGAUUCCGAUUAGAACUUGUGAGACGUGAUUUACUGUGCAAGUGCCAAGUUAUAUUUUCCUUUUUAUUUUUUUUUUUUAUUUUGCGACAAUAUAAAUCGGUUAAAAUAUACAUUUUCGUUAAAUGUAUCUAUGUUUCGUUCUACAUGUCUGAAUGUAUUGUAAGAAAAGUCAUGUUCCCGACAGGGUCAACUACUGCUAAUCUUUAUACGAUGUAUCAUAAAUAUCAUCGAUUAACCUGUUGGCGAAAUAUUUAUGUAUGAAAGUAAAAUAAGAAAGUAUUUGUGAUAUUCUCAAGUUAUAAUUUUAUAAUACAUAAAAUCUUUUAUUUUUCUCUCGGACAAGUGAGUCAUAAUUUUUUAUUUUGUUCACCUGUAUUCUUUCGCGCGAUUUUACGAAAUUGAGACGGAACAUCAGGGAUACGUCCCGUGUCUGAUACCUUCCUACAUACCUCAACGAGAUAUUUUCCGAAAUUGUCCGAGACACGACGCCUCGUCUCCCGACGAUCUCCACCUAUAACUAAUUAGCCUUAAAACAAAAAAAAAUGGAAAAAAGAAUUUAGAUUGAAGAAAAUAGUAUCUACAGCCGAUAUAUUUAUAUUCAGAUGCAUAAAUUAGCAACCAGUGCGGCCUGCAUGUAUAUUGGAUGUAGAUUGUCUGUCCGUUUGUACGUUUGAACGAAGAUUCGAGACGAGUGGUGAUAUGGGCCUCGUGAUCCAUCAUCUCUAAUGGUAUAAUAAAUCUUCAAAGAUGCAGACUUAGAGCGUAGAGUACUGUCUGAACAGUUAAAUAGAAUCAAGCCGUGAUUAGAAUCCUCAUUUUAGUGAUUUAAUUCUUAAGAGCGUGCGCGUGAUGCGUCUCUGUAUGACGAGGGAAUGAGAGAGAGAGAGAGAAAAAGAGAGAUUCGUCAUCCACCUGUUUCCACAGUUAUCUUCGUCGGAAAGAAUCGUUCCGCGGUAGAAACAUCGCGCGUUUUUCUGGAUAACAACUACAUAUUACAUUUAUAAAGAAUACCAUCGAAGAAAAGAGACAUCCGAUUGAUAGAAAUAUUCGUAUAACGAAUAAUCGGUACUGUUUCGAUCGGCGAAAGAACGGAGGAAAAUGCGACAUUUAGCGUUGGAGCGAGACUCGUCGUAGAUUUAAUUCCUUUAGGUAUUAUCAAUUAUUCGUAAAAACGUGAUAUAUUAAUUAUUGCUGCGUUACUUUAGCGAAAUACGGGAAGCGGAAGUAGACGCGAUUCGAAGGUAUUGAACCGCGUUUCAAUUCAGAGCUCGGUGUCUCACGAUCCGCGCGAUAGACGGCAAUUGGAUUCAGACACAGGAUUUUAAUAUACGGGAGGUCGUAACGUAAUUUAUAAGAAGCUCUGACGAAGCUAAACUAAAUGUAAAUAUAUAUAUUGAGGCUGUAAGGGAGGCGGAAAAACUUUAGGAUGUACGGGACGCGUUUUGUAUUCGAUAUUUUUUUACAAUUACGUCUCGCUUGAGUUCCUAUCUUCCAGACGCGACUUAUAAAUGUGGUAUCUAGUACACGUGGAAACAGGCGUCGCGCUUUCUAGUGAAAUGAUUUUAUUCCUUUUUCGUAACGUGCUGUGUUUUCGCGGAUGACUCACGGGUGAGAGCGAGUGCGCCGCGUGUAUAUAUGCAUGUAUAAAUGUCUUUGUGUAUGUAAAACCAAUUCUUAUACCCGAAACGACGACGUUACUCACCAUUUUUCGC